This is a messenger RNA of Hevea brasiliensis (rubber tree), 1291 nucleotides long. Its product is annotated as annexin-like protein RJ4. The transcript is spliced from 6 exons. Gene Ontology annotation, cellular component: cytoplasm. The record is from RefSeq and is a predicted model, not a curated record. The coding region runs from base 182 to 1126 and encodes 314 amino acids. Gene Ontology annotation, molecular function: calcium ion binding; calcium-dependent phospholipid binding. Lineage: Eukaryota; Viridiplantae; Streptophyta; Magnoliopsida; Malpighiales; Euphorbiaceae.
UGAGUAAUAAUUUUUCUAUUUAGUGAUAAGUAUAAUAUCCCUGUAAAGCUGUCUUUCUUGUCGUUACUGUAUUUGGUAGUGUAAGGGCUUAGGACUAUAAGUAAGAGAGUCACAUACAAGUCUCCUUCACACCCAAGAAGCUAUAGAAAGAAAGAAAGAAAGAGAUCAGUUUGCUAAUACCAUGGCUACCCUUGUUGUUCCUCAGAAUGUUUCUGUUGUUGAAGAUGCAGAAAAUCUCAGAAAAGCUUUUGAAGGAUGGGGGACAAAUGAGAAGGUUAUAAUUUCAGUUCUUGCGCAUAGAAAUGCAGCUCAAAGGAAACAGAUCAGGCUAGCUUAUUGGGACCUUUACCAAGAAGAUCUUGUUAAGCGUCUUGAAUCUGAGAUCAAGGGAGAUUUUGAGAGAGCUGUGUACAGAUGGAUAUUGGACCCAGAAGACAGAGAUGCAGUAUUAGCGAAUGUGGCUCUAAAGAAAUCUUCUGAUUAUCAUGUGAUCGUUGAAAUUGCUUGCGUUCGAUCUUCAGAAGAGCUCUUGGCUGUGAGGAGGGCUUACCAUGCUCGCUACAAGCAUUCCUUAGAAGAAGAUGUGGCAGUUCAUACCACCGGCGAUAUCAGGAAGCUCUUGCUAGGGUUGGUGACAGCUUUUAGGUAUGAAGGUGCUGAAGUAAAUUCAAGAUUGGCCAAAUCUGAAGCUGAUAUUCUUCAUGAUGCGAUCAAGGACAAGAAGAUUAACCAUGAUGAAGUGAUUAGGAUCUUAACUACAAGGAGCAAGACACAGCUCAUGGCUACCUUCAACAGCUUCAAAGACAGCCAGGGCACUUCCAUCACUAAGGUUCUGUUGGGUGAGACUGCUGAUAACGAGUACAAACGAUUGCUCCGCAUAGCCAUUCGAUGCAUCAACGAACCUAUUAAGUACUAUGAGAAGGUUUUGAGGAAUGCAUUCAAAAAGUUUGGGAAUGAUGAGGAUGCAAUUACUAGAGUGAUUGUCACAAGGGCAGAGAAGGACUUGCAACUAAUCAAGGAGCUUUACUACAGCAGGAACAGUGUGCCUCUUGAUCAAGCAGUGGCCAAGGAAACUUCUGGGGAUUACAAGGAUUUCCUGCUUGCUCUGCUAGGAAAGCAGGAUUAAGAUUAGUAUCUUAAUCAUUUAAGAGUAUUUAAGUUGGAAAAUAAAUAAUGGUUUUGUGAGCUUUCAUUUUGAAUUUGUGUUGGUCUUGAGAGCUUUCUUUCUGGUGUGAGACAAUUUGUAGCCUAUUUUAUGCUAUCUUUAUUUAUUGCAGAGUUUCUCUAAGAA